Alternaria arborescens is the source of this 1878-nucleotide messenger RNA. RefSeq lists its product as hypothetical. The record is from RefSeq and is a predicted model, not a curated record. Lineage: Eukaryota; Fungi; Ascomycota; Dothideomycetes; Pleosporales; Pleosporaceae. The coding region runs from base 1 to 1878 and encodes 625 amino acids. The transcript is spliced from 5 exons.
AUGCUCGAGAAGCAAAUCAGUGAUGCUGCCGAUGAUCGUUCAUCAUCUGUAUCAGAUUUGGCACCGAGACGCGAAUCGAUAAGAAAGAGCACACCCGUGCCGUCUCCAGAGGCCUCGCUGACCGUGGCUGAUGGUCAGGAGUCAUGGGUAAUGAAACCGAUACUGAAGGAGUUCGUGUUCGCUGAGCUAGGCCUUGACUUCCAAGAUAAGGCUACUCCAGUCGCGACACCAACGUCAAAUAUCGAUAAUGCAAUGUCGGCGCUCAACGAGGCCCUCGAAGACCUUGGAAAAUUAAGGGUGCGCACUGGGGCACUGAGUGUGGACUUCAAAAUCUCCAUAACAGAGGCACGAUCAUGUAUCGACGGAUUUGUCACUGUCAUGUCCUCAAUGCUUGUACCGGACGCAUUCACGAACUCCAUUUUGGAUAUCGGCUUACUUCGCGCGUUACCCGAAAUAAUUGACUCUCCUUUCGUCAAUGUGGAUCCUAGUAUGCGUGUGCUGUAUUACAACGCCAUGUUUUAUGGAUUACAGUUGACGGAAGCCCCAGGAGGAGACCGGAUUAAGAAGGCAUAUAUGAAGAUAUUAGAGAGCGUGCCUGCAUGGCUCGAAUCUCCGAGUGACACAAGCAUGGACAUUCAUACCGCAGCCCUUUCGGCAUGGACAGCGAUGACUUGCCAUGACUACCAGUUAGCAUGGAAGUUUCAUUGCAAGUCCUGCCAGCAUGUCAAAUCAAACGGGAUAGAUCAGCUGGAUGUCAUACCAGCAAAAUCCUUCGAAGAAGAAAGCAGGAAAGAUACCGACCGCUAUACAUACUGGUACAUCCUGUCUAUUGACACCUUCUUCCGUCUGUUCUAUGAUAAGCCGACAGUCUUGCAGUACGUGCCAAACAAGGUUCGGCCACCACUACUCUUUCGUUCCGACAACAUGCACCCCUCAGCUCUGAACGUCACAAUGAGCGCCGUAUGGAUAAGGUACACACUCCUGACAGUAGAAAUGAUCAGCUACGUCGAUAGUCACCAAACACCGGAUCAGGAUGAAAUAGUCUCCCAGAAAAUCGACGAAACUUGCUUACAGAUGGAGGCACUUAUGGACGAGUGGAAAUUACAUGAAAUGAUGAACGCGUCGGAUACUUCAGACGACGUUCGUUGUCUUGUCGCAGAUCACAUUAUGAACAUUUACGCGACGAUAAUCGGGUUGAAAAGAUUGGUACGUCAUCACCAAGCAAGACCUGGGUCAAAGGACAUCGCCCUCCGAGCCGCUCGCCGUGUCCUAAAUACCAUCCUUGACUUCUACAAUACGCCCAGUCUGAAUAUCAAGUUCACGAGCAUAACCGAUCAUUUCAUAACAUUGUAUCCUUUCUGUGUCGUAUUUACACUAUACGAGCACAUACUAGCUUGCAGCAAACCCGAGGAUUGCGAAAGUGAUAUAAAAAUCCUUGAGAACAUCGGAGCUGCUAUGGCUCAAAGCGGUAUAAAACGUCGAGAUUUGGUCCCAUUCGAAAGGACGAUCAACGCUCUAAACCGCGUUUCACGAUCUCUACAAGAAGAGAGGCGAAAAGAAUCGAUGUUGAUUGAGACUAGAGAGCAUGUUGCGCAACAAACGGACCUGCUUCCGACCAGUUUCGAUACAAUUCAGAACCUGAUGGCUAGCGAACUUCCAGACAUCGAUAUGUCAAACUUUUCAUCGAUGCCCGACUACACUCCAAAUAUGGACGGCGAUUUCCAAUCUCUGGGAUUUUUUAGGGCGAUAGAAAACAAUUUCGUUGCGCGGAACUGGCAAACCGACUGGUGGGAUCUCGGUGGUGAUGCGGAUAUCGGAAUGAGCCAGAUUCCAGAUACUAAUCCACCAGAUUUUGCCUACCAAGCACCAAAUACAUGA